CGUCGUGGGCCAGCAGGUGGGGCCGAGCGAGGGCGGAGCGCAACUUUCCCUCGGCAGCGGCUACACUCCCGGGGCGCCUUUUCCCUUUGCAAACUCGCGGCUCCUGUGGCGCGUCUGGCUGUUGCUGGCGGAGUCAUUCUGAGAGAAGAUCAUAAUGGCUUCUGUUUGGGUUGGCACUAGGGGAACGAUUCGGGAUGCUCCUGGCUUUAAUGCAUCGAGAGAUGCUGAAGCAAUUCGGAAAGCAAUUCGGGGAAUAGGCACUGAUGAAAAAACCCUGACCGACAUCCUCACAGGAAGAUCGAAUGCUCAGCGGCAGCUGAUUGCGAAGGAGUACAGGGCAGCUGCAGGAAAGGAUAUGAAAGAUGCUUUGAAGGGGGAUCUCUCUGGCAAUUUGGAGCGUAUAAUGGUCGCUCUUGUAACGCCUCCGGCAGUGUUUGAUGCUAAACAACUGAAGAAAUCCAUGAAAGGUACUGGAACGGAUGAGCAGGCUCUGAUCGAGAUCCUGGCCUCAAGGACUAGCAAGCAAAUGAAAGAAGUAGCCCAGGCAUAUUACACAGUUUAUAAGAAGAGCCUCGGGGACGACAUCAGCUCCGACACAUCUGGCGACUUCCGACAAGCCCUGUUAACUCUGGCCGAUGGCCGAAGAGAUGAGAAUCAAAGACCGGAUGAGCAGGUAGCAAAGAAGGACGCUCAGAUCCUGUACAACGCAGGCGAGAAGAGGUGGGGGACCGACGAGGGCAAAUUCAUUGAGGUUCUGUGCUUCAGCAGUUUCCCUCAGCUGAAACUAACCUUUGAAGAAUACAGAAAUAUCAGUGGGAAGAAACUGGAAGACAGCAUCCAGAGCGAAACCUCAGGAAGUUUUGAAGACCUGCUGCUGGCCAUAGUCAAAUGUGCAAACAACACUCCAGCAUUCUUUGCUGAAAGGCUGCACAAGUCUUUGAAGGGGGCUGGGACAGAUGAAUUCACACUGAACAGAAUUCUGGCAUCCAGGUCAGAGAUUGACCUCUUGGAUAUUCGAGCUGAAUAUAAGAAACUGUACGGUGUCUCCUUGUAUUCUGCUAUUAAAUCUGACACUUCUGGGGAUUAUGAGGCCACGUUGCUCAGGAUCUGCGGUGGAGACGACUGAUGGGGAUGAAGCGCCGAGCCCUGGAGUUUCCCGCUUUGCGCUGCAGUCCUCCUCUGCGGAGUUUCUGAAUGUUUAAACGAGUGUAAAAUUGCCACCGCGUUUUCUUCAUCGCUUUCUCAAUUAGGCUCCGUAACAAGCAGAUGCUUAUUUUAGCACCUCCCUCCAGGCAAUCGAUGACAUUUGCCGCCACACACACUGCGCCUUCGGAUGAAACCUGCGCCCGAAAUUGUCCGGGCCAGAUCUGCUGGCGCUAAAGAAAUCGUUGAUGCCCGUGAGGUUGGAAUCUGCCUAGAUAUAUGAAAGACAUAAAUCAAUGAGUUGUAUAUAUCCAGUAUCUAGUGCUCUCUCUCACUAUUUGAAUACAGCUUCGCCCUGCCAAAAAAAAUCCUUUACCCCCAUA
Messenger RNA from Podarcis muralis (Common wall lizard), 1526 nucleotides. RefSeq names its product annexin A3 (gene ANXA3). NCBI's taxonomy places the organism in Eukaryota, Metazoa, Chordata, Lepidosauria, Squamata, Lacertidae. The record is from RefSeq and is a predicted model, not a curated record. Gene Ontology annotation, molecular function: calcium-dependent phospholipid binding; calcium ion binding; phosphatidylserine binding. Gene Ontology annotation, cellular component: vesicle membrane; plasma membrane; nucleus.